UCGCCGGUGAGCUACACACACGUUCCUGACUGAAACGUCGCCUGGAAAGCUGAAAAUCCACAGAACGGGGCAGAACCAGCGUCGGGAGGAGAGGAAGUGAGGACGAUGUCUCCCCCACGGCUCACGGGUGCACUCCGUUCCUUCUCCAACGUGAGCAAGAAGGAGGACUUCACUGAGCAGCUCUAUGAUCUGAAGGCCAAGCGUCUUAAGAGACAGGAGCUGUUUGCCAGAGAGGGCCUGACGUGGCAGAAGAUUGUCCAUUUCUGCACCGAGCAUCAGGACAAAGCUCAGCAGCAAGCCGCCAGUCAGGAACUGAAGAGCCUCCUCCACGCAGCCAAACAGAUCGUGGGCGCAGAACACGGUCAGGAUGCCAUCGAGAGUGCAGCCGUCUUUCUCUUCGACACCUUCCACAACAAAGACCACGUGGGCACGGAGGAGACCAGGGCCAUCAAACAGAUGUUCGGCCCUUUUCCGUCGUCGGCAGCCGAAGCCUCGUGUGCCUGCGUGGCUCGGCUGGUGGCUCCGCUCGGCGACUCCAGGGUGGAGGACUUCAUCCAGACCCAGCGCUCCCGCAGCAGCCCCCAACGAGGCUCCGCUUUCGGACGCAACAUCGUCUUCUCGCACGACUGCUACGCGCUGGACCCGCUGGAGGACCUGCCCUGCGCUGGCGUCCCCGAGGACAGCGCCGGCUUGGACUUCAUCAACUUCCUCAACAACCAGCAGAGUGGGAAGAAGGUCGCCGGUGAAGAAGAUGGGGCGAGCUCCAGAAGGUCCGCGAGCUCCGGGAACGAAUCUAUCCUUCGAACGGAAGUGGAGAAGUACCUGAAUGGAGGCAACAUGAUCUCGUCUAACCCAGAGGAGCUGUGCAGCUCCUUGUUCGAGAUGCUCGCUUCACACAAGAGUGACGAUGAGCUUCAAAACGAGCUGUUCGAGCUGCUGGGCCCAGAGGGACUGGAGAUGAUCUCCACCCUGCUACAGCGGAGGGCGGCCGUCGUUGACUCCCUCCUCUCCGUCCCAUCUGAUAGGAUCGGUUACCCACCAGUGUUUCCUUCAGACGUUGGCGGAAAACUCGUCGGCGAAGUCACCAAGCCUGCCUUUGGAUGCCAGGUGACCAUCCAGUCAGAGCAGGAGAAACAAAUGAUGAAGAUGUACCGGAGGGAGGAGAAGAGAGAGAGGAAGAAAGGCAAAGGAACCGACGACGGCGACUCCCUGGAUGCCGGCCUGACCUUUGACACCAAAGAGAUGAGAGCCCAGCGAGAGCAGGCCCUGCUGACGGCCCGGCGUGACCCUGUGCUGAGCAGAGAAAGAGUGUACGAACGUAUCCGGUAUCCUAACGUGUACGACAGCUACGCGGAAGCUACAAAGACGCCGGCGUUUGUUGGAGGAGCGAGGAUGCUGCUACCCGAGGGAAUCCGCAGAGACAACACUAAGAUGUAUGAAGAAGUGGAGAUCCCACCAAAUCAACCAAUGCCGAUCGGCUUUGAAGAGAAACCUGUCUACAUCUCUGAACUAGAUGAGAUCGGGCAACUGGUGUUCAAGGGGAUGAAGCGGCUCAACAGGAUCCAGUCCUUGGUGUUUGAGACGGCCUACAACACAAACGAAAACCUUCUGAUCUGCGCUCCAACUGGCGCCGGCAAGACCAACAUCGCCAUGCUGACCGUUCUUCACGAGAUCCGCCAGCACCUGCAGCCCGGCGGUGUCAUCAAGAAGGAUGAGUUCAAGAUAGUUUAUGUGGCUCCGAUGAAGGCCUUGGCAGCUGAGAUGACUAAUUACUUCAGUAAGCGGUUGGAGCCACUGGGCAUCGCUGUUAAAGAACUCACCGGAGACAUGCAGCUAACCAAAGGGGAGAUUCUCCGAACACAGAUGUUGGUGACGACUCCAGAGAAGUGGGAUGUCGUGACCAGGAAGAGCGUUGGAGAUGUGGCUCUCACCCAGAUUGUGCGUCUCCUGAUCCUGGAUGAAGUUCACCUUCUACAUGAAGAUCGAGGACCAGUACUGGAGAGCCUGGUGGCCAGGACCAUCAGACAGGUGGAGUCCACCCAGAGCAUGAUCCGGAUCCUGGGACUUUCAGCAACGCUGCCCAACUACCUGGAUGUCGCCGCCUUCCUGCAUGUCAAUCCCUACAUCGGCCUCUUCUUUUUUGACAGUCGCUUCAGACCGGUGCCGCUCGGACAGACCUUUGUUGGCAUCAAAUCCACCAACAAGAUUCAGCAGAUGCACGACACAGAAGAAGUUUGUUACAACAAAGUUCUUGAGCAAGUUAAAGCAGGACACCAGGUGAUGGUGUUUGUGCACGCCCGUAACGCCACAGUGAGGACAGCUAUGGGGCUCAUCGAGAUGGCAAAGAACCACGGAGAAAUAUGUUUCUUCCAACCAGACCAGGGUGCAGACUAUGGCCAGUGUGAAAAACAGAUCCAACGGUCCAGGAACAAGCAGAUGAAGGAGAUGUUCCCAGAAGGCUUUGGGAUCCACCACGCCGGGAUGCUGCGCUCUGACCGGAGCCUGAUGGAGAGCAUGUUCUCCAAAGGCCACCUCAAGGUGCUGGUCUGUACAGCCACCCUGGCCUGGGGAGUGAACCUGCCGGCCCACGCAGUUAUCAUCAAGGGAACUCAAAUCUACGAUGCGAAGCGGGGCACUCUGGUGGACCUGGGCAUCUUGGACGUCAUGCAGAUAUUCGGACGCGCCGGUCGCCCCCAGUUUGACAAGUACGGCGAGGGCACCAUCAUCACCACCCACGACAAGCUGAGUCACUACCUGACCCUGCUCACCCAGCAGAAUCCCAUCGAGAGCCAGUUUCUGGACAGCCUGGCCGACAACCUCAACGCCGAGAUUGCUCUGGGGACUGUCACCAAUGUGGAGGAGGCCGUGAAGUGGCUCAGUUACUCCUACCUGUACGUCCGCAUGAGGGCCAACCCACUGGCGUACGGCAUCAACCACAAGGCUUAUCAGAUGGAUCCUGGUUUGGAGCUGUACAGGAAGGAGCUGGUGGUGGAGUCGGGCAGGAAGCUGGAUAAAGCCAGGAUGAUCCGCUUUGAGGAGCGCACCGGCUACUUCGCCUCCACUGACCUGGGCCGCACCGCCAGCCACUUCUACAUCCGAUACAACACCAUAGAGACCUUCAACGAGCUUUUCAACUCUCAGCGAACUGAAUCCGACAUCCUCAGCAUCGUGUCCAAGGCUGAGGAGUUUGAGCAGCUUAAGGUCCGUGAGGAGGAGAUGGAGGAGCUGGAGCAGAUGCUGUCCGACUACUGCCAUCUCCCGGCUGCAGGCGGCGUGGAGAACGGCUACGGGAAGGUCAACAUUCUGUUGCAGACGUACAUCUGUCGGGGAGAAGUGGACAGCUUCUCCCUCAUCUCAGACCUGUCGUAUGUGGCCCAGAACGCCGCUCGCAUCGUGAGGGCUUUGUUCGAGAUCGCCCUGAGGAAGCGGUGGCCGGCCAUGACCUACCGGCUGCUCACCCUCUGCAAGGUGAUUGACAAGCGGCUGUGGGGUUUCGCCCACCCUCUCCGGCAGUUCUCCAGCUUGAGCCACAUCGUGCUGAACCGCUUGGAGGAGAAGAAGCUCACUGUGGACAAGCUGAAGGAAAUGAGGAAGGAUGAGAUCGGUCACAUGCUGCACCAUGUCAACGUCGGGUUGACCGUCAAACAGUGCGUCCACCAGAUCCCCGCGAUCACGAUGGAGGCCAGCAUUCAGCCGAUCACACGCACCGUCCUGCGCGUUCGCCUCGUCGUCACGCCUGACUUUCGCUGGAACGACCAGGUGCAUGGGUCAGUGGGUGAGCCAUGGUGGCUGUGGGUGGAGGAUCCCAUCAAUGACCACAUCUACCACUCUGAGUACUUCCUCCUCCAGAAGAAGCAGGUGGUGACAGGAGAGCCACAGCACAUAGUGUUCACUAUCCCCAUCUUUGAGCCGCUGCCCUCCCAGUACUACAUCAAGGCGGUGUCCGACCGCUGGCUUGGGGCUGAAGCAGUCUGCAUCAUCAACUUCCAGAACCUCAUUUUACCCGAGAGACACCCACCGCAUACAGAGCUCCUUGACCUGCAGCCGUUGCCGGUGACAGCCCUGGGCAACCGGGAGUUUGAGAGCCUGUACAAGUUCACUCACUUCAACCCCAUCCAGACCCAGAUCUUUCACACGCUUUACCACACUGACACCAACGUCCUGCUGGGAGCACCGACAGGCUCCGGAAAAACCAUUGCAGCGGAGAUGGCCAUGUUCCGGGUGUUCAACAAGUAUCCAUCCGCUAAGGUGGUGUAUAUCGCUCCUCUGAAAGCCCUUGUGAGGGAGAGGAUUGAGGACUGGAAGAUCAGGAUUGAAGAGAAACUGGGAAGGAAGGUUGUGGAGCUGACGGGUGAUGUGACUCCAGACAUGAGAGCCAUAGCGCAGGCCGACCUCAUCGUCACCACGCCUGAGAAGUGGGAUGGAGUGAGCAGGAGCUGGCAGAACAGAAGCUACGUUCAGAAAGUAGCGAUUCUCAUCAUUGAUGAGAUCCACCUUCUGGGUGAGGACAGAGGUCCAGUGUUGGAGGUCAUUGUGUCCAGGACCAACUUCAUCUCGUCUCACACUUCUAAAACUGUCCGGGUAGUGGGUCUGUCCACGGCUCUGGCCAACGCUCGGGACCUUGCUGACUGGCUUGGAAUCGGACAGGUGGGUCUGUUUAACUUCCGUCCAUCUGUUCGCCCUGUCCCGCUGGAAGUCCACAUCCAUGGUUUCCCAGGACAACACUACUGCCCCCGCAUGGCCAGCAUGAACAAGCCCACCUUUCAAGCGAUACGCAGUCACUCCCCAGCCAAGCCAGUGCUGAUCUUCGUGUCGUCACGAAGGCAAACCCGCCUCACGGCCCUGGACCUCAUCGCUUACUUGGCUACGGAGGACAACCCGAAACAGUGGCUGCACCAGGACGAGAGAGAGAUAGAACACAUCAUCUCCACAGUCAGAGACUCCAACCUGAAGCUAACGCUGGCGUUCGGGAUCGGCAUGCAUCACGCAGGCCUUCACGAGAGAGACAGAAAGACCGUGGAGGAGCUGUUUGUCAACUGUAAGAUCCAGGUUCUGAUUGCCACCAGCACUCUGGCCUGGGGGGUGAACUUCCCCGCUCAUCUGGUGGUCGUCAAGGGAACUGAAUACUUUGAUGGCAAAUCCAGGCGCUAUGUGGACUAUCCCAUUACAGAUGUCCUGCAGAUGAUGGGGCGAGCAGGUCGUCCACAGUUUGACGACCAGGGCAAAGCGGUUAUUCUGGUCCACGACAUCAAGAAAGAUUUCUACAAGAAAUUCCUCUAUGAGCCCUUCCCCGUUGAGUCCAGCCUCCUCAGUGUGCUGUCAGACCAUCUGAACGCUGAGAUUGCUGCAGGAACCAUCUCAUCCAAACAGGACGCCAUGGACUACAUCACCUGGACGUACUUCUUCAGGCGGCUGGUGAUGAACCCCAGUUAUUACAGCCUAGAAGACGUCAGCCACGAGUCCAUUAACAAAUUUCUGUCCAACUUGGUGGAGAAAAGCCUGCGGGACCUAGAGUGCUCUUACUGCAUAGAGAUAAAAGAGGAUGAUCGAACCAUUGAGCCUCUGACUUACGGUCGCAUCGCCUCCUACUACUACCUGAGGCACGAGACCGUCCGCAUGUUCAAGGAGCGACUCAGGGCUGAGCUUCCCAUCCACGAGCUGCUCUCUGUUCUCACGGAUGCAGAGGAGUACGCUGAGCUGCCUGUCAGACACAAUGAGGACCAGCUGAACAGCCAGCUGGCUCAGCAGCUCCCCCUGCAGGUCAACCCCCACUCGUUUGACAGCGCCCACACCAAGACCCACCUGCUGCUGCAGGCCCACUUCAGCCACGCCCAGCUGCCCUGCAGCGACUACACCACCGACACCAAGACGGUGCUGGACAACGCCAUCCGGAUCUGUCAGGCGAUGCUAGACGUCGCCGCCAAUGAAGGCUGGCUCGUCACGGCCAUCAGCAUCUGCAACCUGGUGCAGAUGAUCGUGCAGGGCCGCUGGCUGCACGACUCCUCGCUGCUGACGCUGCCACAUAUAGAACAGCAGGACAUCUAUUUGUUCAGGAAGUGGUCAAACAGGAAGGGGAGGAGUGACGUGGGAGGCUUCAGUGGGCAAAUUGAAGGACUUCCUGAGCUGAUCGCCGCCUGCAACGGAAAAGAAAGCGUCUUCGCCGCUAUGGUCGGACAAGAGUUUCAUCCAAGUCAGAUUUCCCAGGCGUGGUCCUUCCUGAGCCACCUCCCGGUGUUGGAGGUGGAGAUGAGUGUGAAGGGUUGGUGGGAGGACAGCCGUGAGCAGACGGAGCGCCCCCUGCCUGCAGCCGGGGCCAACAUGAGGGACGACGGCAACUGGCUGAGUGUCCACGCCGACCAGGAGUACGUUCUGCAGGUGUCGCUGAGACGCAUCAACGUGGGCCAGCAGAGGAGGAAGCAGGACAGCAAGGCCCAGGCCCCCAGGUUCCCCAAGGCGAAGGACGAGGGCUGGUUCCUGGUGGUGGGGGAGGUGGACCGCAGGGAGCUGCUGGCUGUCAAACGGGUCGGAUACGUGCGCAACCGCACGGCCGUGUCCGUGGCCUUCUACACGCCAGAAAAGACCGGGAAGUGCAUCUACACCCUGUACCUGAUGAGCGACAGCUACCUGGGUCUGGACCAGCAGUACGACAUCCACCUGAACGUGACGCCCGCCAGCAUCGCCGCCCAGGUCAACACGGAGGUGUCGGACUCUGUCUCCGCCCCGUCCCUUUAGCUGAGGGACAGAGCAGCUGGUCUCACGUUCAGCCUCACUGAUCCCGUUCAUCUCAUCCUUCAUCUACUUCUGCUUCAGUUCUGAGCAUCGGUGGCUUUCACCACAUGCUGCUGUGUUAACGCUGCCAUGAGAACAUCAGAAAAAAGCACUUUUUUGUAAUUUUUUUAAGGGUUGGACGAAUCUGAUGAUUGUUUUUUUUUUUUUUCUUUUUGAAGUUUAAAUAAUUUUUUGACUUAAAUAUCUUCAUUUAAAAGUGGCAACUCUUUCUCUCUGUGUAACUUCCAAACAAUUAGCGUAGCAUCACUGAUGGGCAGUAAUUAAUCCACUCUCUGAAGGCGGCUGUGAAAUAAGACAGAGGCUUAUUCAUUUUUCAUUUUUCUUUUUCAGUGUCUGGUCAAACUGGACUUCAUAGCUUUUCCUCAAAAAAAAAAAUCCAGUCAACAGCUAAUAUGAGCCAAAAGUCACUGGUUACCCUUUCAAAUGAAUAAUAAUGCUCAUUAAUUCUAAAAACUGGAAGUCUGUACUGAAAUAUUUUACAUAUUUGCACAUUCUUUAAAUAAGCUUGUGAUGACCACUGUGGCCUUAUGAGGAAAUAGCAAAGGGUGGUGCAUCAUUCAGUCCACAUAGAGCUAACGCUUGCUUCGUUGAGUCGUAUUAAAAAGAACUGUGUCCACAGAUUAAAUCCACAGACACGUGGCGUCACCGUGCAGACCGAGUCGACCUAAUCCACCCUCGAUGAUGAGGUGUGUGAAGCGAGCGUCCUCCCACUGCAGGUGCAAAACUGUCACAUCUGUUUCCUCUGCUAAUGAGUCUCCUCCACCUCCAGAGAAACUUCAGCUGAAAGCUUCUGAUCACACCUCUGAAGUGAUUCGGUUAGGAUCAUCACGAGAGAAAAUACGCCAUGUUUGAAAUGAGAUGUGUGUCCAUAGGUUUGACUGUUGCUUGCUGAAUAUUUUCAAAAUAAAAGCAUCGCAUCACGUGAA
Molecule: messenger RNA, 7715 nt
Organism: Mugil cephalus (flathead mullet)
Lineage: Eukaryota; Metazoa; Chordata; Actinopteri; Mugiliformes; Mugilidae
Gene: ascc3
Product: activating signal cointegrator 1 complex subunit 3
Exons: 42
Coding region: 106-6732 (2208 amino acids)
Molecular function (GO): nucleic acid binding; ATP hydrolysis activity; ATP binding
Source: RefSeq, a predicted model, not a curated record